CUUGCAGCCCAGGCUAAGGAAACUGAUUUGAUAAGAAGCAAGUGUCAGCAAUUAGAAAGGGAGAGGGAUGUUAACCUAAGAACUAUUGCUAGGCUUCAAGAGCACCUUGUUUCAGUCACAGUUGAGAGAAUCCAUCUUGGCCAAGAACUGAGUAUUUUGUCUGAAAAUAUGAAAGAACUGGAUCAUAAGCAUCAGAAGCUACAAGAGGAAUUAAAAGAGACAGAGUCAGCUAAGGUAGAUUCUACUGAAUUCAUUAAAAGGUUUGAGGCCGAAAUGAGGACACAAAUAAAUAUGCUCAAGGCUACAAAAUCUGAUGUAAGUCAAUUAUUAAAUGAAAGAAAACAUCUUCUGCAGAAGUUACAAAGUUUGGAAAAGGAUGCUGUGUCUUUUGCCAUGGAAAAAGAAAAACUCGAAAACAAAGCUGCAGAUCUGAACACGGAGAAAGAGCUGCUUUUAAGAGAGUUGGAAAUGAUGCAGAGUAAAUUAAGUUCAUCAGAAAUGAAAAAUGCAAAGCUUUCUAGAUCUUUGGAAGGCUUCUUAAUGGAAAAAGGUGAACUUGCUGCUAGACUCAGCUCAGCACAGAAGGAAGUAGACCGAAUGCUAUACGAAAUUGAGAAGCUGAAAGUAAAAACGGAAUCUGAUGAGAAGAAAAAAGGUCAUGUUGCCGAAAAGCUGAAAGAGAGCGAACGGAAAGCUGACUCUCUGCUGGAGAGGGUUGAAAGAGAAGAGUGUUUGACUAAAGAUUUGAAAGAAAAGCAGGAAAGAAUCCUUGAAGUAGAGUCUUCGAAUUUGACUACAGCAAAACAGUUAGAAGAAAAGGAGGAAGAAAAUAUGCAAAUCCAGUUUGAAAAUACCUUGGUAUUGCUGAAAUCUGAGCUCAAGGAUCUAAGUGAGAAAUUAGAGUUUUCCUGCAAGAAGGAAGCAGAUGAUAGAGCAGAAGAGCAAGUCUUGAUUAAUCAGGUGGGUUGUCUUGAGCAAGAUAAAACAAUACUAUUACAGGAAUGUCAGGCAAUAAGAAAUGAAAAUAUCAAAUUGGAUCAAAUGAGGGAAGCACUUGUUCAAGAACUGAUGGCUUGUAAAGAAAAACUCAGUGAAAAGAUGCAGGAAAAUGGUGCUCUUCAAAAGCAGGCAAAAGAAACGGAGGAGCUGUCUUUACAGCUGACACACAAGCAACAUGAGCAUGAAUGCUGGCACCAGGACAACAAAAAGCUGCACAAUUUGAUUGCUGAGUUGAAGCUGAAG
Molecule: messenger RNA, 1242 nt
Organism: Mesitornis unicolor (brown roatelo)
Lineage: Eukaryota; Metazoa; Chordata; Aves; Mesitornithiformes; Mesitornithidae
Product: centromere protein F-like
Exons: 1
Biological process (GO): mitotic cell cycle; metaphase chromosome alignment; regulation of G2/M transition of mitotic cell cycle
Cellular component (GO): spindle pole; nucleus; chromosome, centromeric region
Molecular function (GO): microtubule binding; dynein complex binding
Source: RefSeq, a predicted model, not a curated record